AUGUCAAAGCCUAUGGAUGUGGAGCAACUUCCUAGCAGUCAUGACUUUGAAGGUGAUGCUGUUGCCAAACCAGAGCUUCAAGUCACUGUUCCCGAGGCACGACAAUCCUUUAUACGAAAGAAGUUUGAUCGUAGGGUCCUCCCUAUUGUCUGUACACUCUACGUCUUGUCUUAUUUGGAUAGGAGCAACAUUGGCAACGCAAAGACCGCUGGCCUUGAGAAAGACCUCCAUUUGAGUAAUUAUCAAUGGUCCUGGGUCUUGUACUCCUUCUAUAUUUGUUACAUUGUUUUUGAAUGGACCACGGUCCUUUGGAAAAUCUUCCCUGCACACAUCUAUGUUGCCUUGUUGUGUAUCUGCUGGGGUGCAGCGGCCAUGUGCACCGGUGCUGUGAACAAUUUCACAGAGCUUCUUGUGUGUAGAUGUCUGCUGGGUAUCUUUGAAUCCAUCUUUGGCAGUGGAGCGCCUUAUUUCCUCUCCCUAUUUUACCAGAGGAAGGAGCUUGGCUUCAGAGUUUCACUGCUUCUAGGGAUGUCUCCUGUCGCAAAUUGCUUUGCCUCUGCUCUGGCGUACGGUAUCACUCAGAUCAAAGAGGGUGCACCAACGGUCUUAUUUGCCGUCAUAGUCUUCCUUUUCCUUCCCGAUUCUCCAGGGAGUGCAAAAUUCCUGAACGAGACCGAACAGACUGAGGCCGUGGAGCGUCUGCAAACAAUUGAUCGGACGGCCAAGAACAAAUUGCAAUGGAAGCAAGUGACUAGUGGCUUGAAGGAUUACAAGAACUAUGUUCACAUGACGAUCCAUUUCUGCUGCAACUUUUCCUUCUCAGCUCUGUCCAAUUUUCUGCCAACAAUCAUUCAGACUAUGGGGUACACUUCAGUCAACGCUCAGGGUCUCUCGGCGCCACCUUACUUUGCUUCUUUUCUCUGUUGUAUAGUUGCUGCGAUAGUAUCUGACCGCUGGGGCAACCGUGGCUACGUGGUUACGUUCUUCGCCGUCCUAGGCACAAUUGGUUACAUUAUACUGACCUGUGUCACGGAUGAAUCCAAGACUGGGGCACGGUAUACGGGUAUCUGGCUUGCAACGUGUGGGAUAUUCCCAGCAUUGUCGAUUAACAUUACAUGGCUCUUGAACAACCAGGGAGGGGAGAGCAAGAAAGGUGCAGGAAUGGCCAUGCUCGCUAUCUUUGGACAAUGUUCGAGUUUGAUCAGCAGCUCCGUUUUUCCAAAUAAGGAUGCGCCGUUCUAUACAACAGGAUGUGCUCUCGGCUGUGUCUUUACAGGCUUGAUUGCUAUCCUCGCUAUGGGAUUGCACAUCUCGUUGACUUUGGAAAACCGCAAACGGGACCGAUUAUAUGGAGAAGUCAGCGAGCAUGACCGAGUGGAUGUUACCGAUGGUGGAGACCAGAACCCUGCCUUCCGUUAUCUGACUUGA
Penicillium cataractarum is the source of this 1428-nucleotide messenger RNA. RefSeq names its product putative MFS transporter. Gene Ontology annotation, cellular component: membrane. The transcript is spliced from 5 exons. Gene Ontology annotation, biological process: transmembrane transport. Gene Ontology annotation, molecular function: transmembrane transporter activity. NCBI's taxonomy places the organism in Eukaryota, Fungi, Ascomycota, Eurotiomycetes, Eurotiales, Aspergillaceae. The record is from RefSeq and is a predicted model, not a curated record. Bases 1 to 1428 code for a protein of 475 amino acids.